Gavialis gangeticus (Gharial) is the source of this 3135-nucleotide messenger RNA. RefSeq names its product solute carrier family 35 member F3 (gene SLC35F3). The coding region runs from base 70 to 1551 and encodes 493 amino acids. The transcript has 8 exons. Lineage: Eukaryota; Metazoa; Chordata; Crocodylia; Gavialidae. The record is from RefSeq and is a predicted model, not a curated record. Gene Ontology annotation, biological process: thiamine transport. Gene Ontology annotation, cellular component: membrane.
GGCCGGCGGCCGCUCCCGGCUGCGCCCACCCCAAGGCUGGGAGCCCCCGGCCCGGCGCUGCUCUGCCCCAUGGGGAUCCGCGAGUUUCCCGGCGGCGCGGGCAGGGUCAAGACCAUCACGCUCGGCAUGAGGCGGUCCCCGGACGUCAGCCCGCGGCGGCUGUCGGACAUCAGCCCGCAGCUCCGGCAGCUCAAGUACCUGGUGGUGGACGAGGCCAUCAAGGAGGACCUGAAGUGGUCCCGCUCCGUGGAGGAUCUUACCAGCGCCUCCGUGGGGCUCACGUCCAUCGAGGAGAGGAUUCUCCGCAUCACCGGCUACUACGGCUACCAGCCCUGGGCUGCCAGCUACAACCGGGAUGAGCGCUCCCGGGAAUCUCCAGCCCCAGCAGAAGCACAAGUGCAAGCUGGGGUGGAAGGCAGUGGAAGAGUGAAUCGCUGCUGUUGGAAAUGCUCUGUGACCCAACUGAAGAAAUUUUUCUGGGGCGUGGCAAUGGUCCUGGGGGUCUGCUCUUCCUGGUCAGGUUCAACACAGCUGGCAAAACUGACCUUUCAGAAAUUUGACGCACCCUUCACUCUGACAUGGUUUGCAACAAACUGGAACUUUUUAUUCUUUCCUUUGUAUUAUAUUGGACAUGUUUUUAAGUCAGCUGAGAAGCAAACUCCAAAGCAAAGGUACAGGGAGUGCUGCCAAUUUUUUGGAGACAACGGCUUGACUCUGAAGGCUUUUUUUACCAAGGCAGCACCCUUUGGUGUUCUUUGGACACUCACAAACUACCUGUAUUUACAUGCAAUAAAGAAGAUAAACACGACGGAUGUCUCCGUGCUGUUCUGCUGCAACAAAGCUUUUGUGUUCUUGCUUUCAUGGAUUGUUCUCAGGGACAGGUUCAUGGGAGUGAGGAUUGUGGCUGCUAUAUUUGCUAUCGCAGGGAUAGUCAUGAUGACUUAUGCGGAUGGAUUCCACAGUCAUUCAGUUAUUGGAAUAGCACUUGUUGUGGGAUCUGCCUCAAUGUCUGCUCUUUAUAAGGUUCUGUUCAAACUUCUCCUGGGAAGCGCUAAAUUUGGAGAAGCCGCCUUAUUCUUGUCUGUACUGGGUAUCUUCAAUGUCCUUUUCGUCACUUGUAUUCCUGUCAUUCUUUACUUUACCAAAGUGGAAUACUGGAGUGGUUUUGAUGUCAUUCCUUGGGGAAACCUUUGUGGAUUUUCAAUUCUCUUAUUGACAUUCAAUAUUAUAUUAAAUUUUGGAAUUGCUAUUACAUAUCCCACCUUGAUAUCUCUUGGAAUAGUACUGAGUGUACCUGUAAAUGCAGUUGUUGAUCACUACACGAGUGAAAUUGUCUUCAACAGUGUCCGUGUAAUUGCCAUCAUCAUCAUUGGCCUGGGCUUCCUCCUGCUGCUUUUACCAGAGGAAUGGGAUGUCUGGCUAAUGAAAAUCCUCACUCACCUCAAAGUGCGGAAGAAGGAAGAAAUCCCCGAGGGGAAUGGAGACAUCAUUUCAGGACUGCCAAACAAAAGCAGAAGAACCCGCCCCUCCAUGUCAUCCUUCACCCAUUAAUGUUAUUUUUACUGAAUCUCUAUAAUUAACAUUGUAUGUUAUGUUUCAAAGAUAUUUUCUUGCAAAGAAGCACAUAUGUCCAAUAUGGUGUACAUACCUGUACAGUUUUGAUAUGAUACAGUCAGAGACAUCAAGUUUUGGCAUGUCCAAGUUGCUUGCACUUUUUUCACAUCAGACCUUUCACUUAAAUGUACCACUUAAAAAAAAAGAAAGCAAAACAAAAACCUCUCAGCUCUUUUUAAAUGAAUGUAAAGUAUAGGCAGAUUAUCUUUGCGUAUGUUAUUUUAAAGAUCAAUUUUCAUGAGAAGCAGGGAAGAUGUUUUGAACAUUAGAUACUGAAUGAUGCAUUGCACACUGUGAUUUACGAUAAAUGCUAUGCUACAUCCCACAUUUAUUUUUAUUAACCAGAGCUGUACUCUAAAAGUUUUCAAAGAACCAAAAGAAAAUCUUCUGGGGGGUGGGGGUGUGUGAAAGAGAGUGCAGAGGGAGGGAUAUAUGGUGGAUAUCAGGGAGUGUAUGACAGGGGGUACAUCACUCUAGAUAUACCCUGUUCAUAUGCUCUCCCUGAAAAGCAUCCACUCCUGCCGCUGUCAGAGACACGAUACUGGGAUAGAUGGACCCUUGGUCUAGCCCAGUAUGGCACUUAUGUUCUUAAGUCAUUCUGUGGAGCUGUGCUGGAACAAAAACAAGGUAGAAGUGCUAAAAGGCUUGCACUAAAGUAUUAGAGGAGAAGCAGCCUAGAGCCCAAAUCUCCUUAUACUGCACAUGACUACAAUCCACACUGAAGAUCAUGCAAGAGAAAUAUAGUGCCUUUUACAGAACUCUAGUCUUUAUUUGUGUAGUACCAGGUCAUGCCACAAGUUACUUGUAUAGUCUUACAAUGAUGGCGCCCAGUCCUGGAGCCCUAGCACUCCCAAAACUCCCACUGAAGUCAACGAGAGUCCCUAUGAGCCAUCAAUUUCAGUGGGAAGUUAGAGAGCUCGGGGACUGCAAAUCUGUGCCCUGCGGAACAGAUUCUCUUCUCACUGGCACAAGUUUUACCCCCGUGUGGAGUUAUUCUUAAUUUACACCAGUUUGAGAAAGAGGAAAGCCAAAUUGGGUCUGGAGAGACCCUACUUAAAAUGAAAAAUGAAGCUAGAGCAACAUGGUUUGUGAUGUACAGUAUGAGAAUAAUGAAGGCUGAAAAGGCAAGUUGCCAGUUGCUUUUACUCCAUAACUGUGAGUAUAAACGAAAAGAAAUGUCAGAUUGUUACAUAAAAUGUAACGCUUUUUAUGACACUUGUAAGCACCAGGAUGUUUACUUACGCGAUUUUGGUUCGCCAUUAAAUUUCUAUCUGUGAUAGAUCACGCGCUAUGUACAAAAUGAGAAAAACCGUUAAGAGUUUACUAUUUUUGAAGUUUACAUUGUUGCAUACAAAAUUAAAAUGUUAUUUUGAACUGUUGCCAUAACCCGGCGGUACCUGCUGUGGCUGAGGCAUUCUCUGUCAGAUAAGGCUGGCACUUGCAUCAGAACGUUCCAGCAAAGCAGCGCCGGAGUCCAUUAUCUGUUUGGCAAAGCUAAUUAAUAAAACAUUUGAAAAUCAA